Messenger RNA from Trachemys scripta elegans, 1221 nucleotides. It is a transcript of the gene LSS, whose product is annotated as lanosterol synthase. The transcript has 4 exons. Gene Ontology annotation, cellular component: lipid droplet. Lineage: Eukaryota; Metazoa; Chordata; Testudines; Emydidae. Gene Ontology annotation, molecular function: lanosterol synthase activity. Gene Ontology annotation, biological process: cholesterol biosynthetic process; triterpenoid biosynthetic process. The coding region runs from base 1 to 312 and encodes 103 amino acids. The record is from RefSeq and is a predicted model, not a curated record.
AUGGCGAGAGCCACAUGCAGGGAGGUGGCCCAGGUCUGCCUGUUCCUGAUCUCCAGGCAGAUGGAGGAUGGUAGCUGGGGAGAGGACUUAGAGUCCUGCGAGCAGCACAGAUACGUGCAGAGCUCCACCUCCCAGAUCCACAACACCUGCUGGGCACUGCCAGGGCUCAUGGCCGUCAGNUACCCGGACGUUGGGGUGCUGGAAAAGGGGAUCAAGGUUUUGAUUGACAAGCAGCUGCCCAAUGGGGACUGGCCUCAGCGGGGGGAGAUGCAGGCCGAUGGCUCAAGGGGUUUUGCUGGGAGCUGUCCAUGAGGGGAAUCGCUGGCUGAGGAUGGCUCCGUGGAAGAGCUGAGCUUUGCAUUUCGUUCCGUCAUGUGGCAGUGAGUUCCACAGUCCGGCCCAGUUCCAGGGAGAACUCUGCCUCCUGUAUUGAAAAGCCUCCCUGUCUGGGUGAGCUGCUGGACUGCAGCUGUCAGGAGAAGUCGUGGUCGCAGGAGAAGGGACGAUCUCCCUGGUGGAGAAGGUUUGAACAGCAGCUGGAGCCCUUGCCCGGGACUCUGAGAGGGGAGCCGGAGCAGGGAGCGGGUACUGGGGUGAUCUGUGCGGCAUGUUGAACCAGCCGGAGCUGUUCAGGACCUGUCGGUCCACCCCUAGCUGCACUGAGCCUUAGAUCUCACAGAGAGGUGGGGGGGCCGGGAUACACUCUGGGUGAGGCCGGCUUCUGAUCAGUUCAGGCUGAGGCGAUGAGGUGAGGGGGCUUUCGCUGUCAUGGUUACUUGGGGAUCCAGGCGCCAUGCAGGGCCCAAAGCAGCCCAAGGCUGCAGAGCGGUGAAAUGCUCCGGGAGCAGACGCCCUCGGCAGUGGGAGCGUUCCAGAUGAGGCAGGGUCUCUGGCUGACCUCCCUCCUCUCCCCACCACGCUGCCCCCGGGCUCCGCUUUGCCAGCUGCCUGUCAUCUCCCUGCUGUUCACGCUGGCAAACUAAAGAGCGCCCCAAGCCAACCCUGUGUGCCCUGCCUUCCCCUGCCAGUGCUCACCCUCUGCGCCAUUGCGGGGUUUGCUGCUUUGUGCACAUGGAAGUAGCCUGUCAAAUCCCUGGACACGGAUCCGUUUUGCGUCCCAGCAGCUCACCGUCCCGCAGGGCGCCCUGGAUGCAGGGACUAUGGGCAGGACGAGGCUUCUUCUAUAUAUCUCUGGGGUAUUUCCCCUUGGCUCGGGCCGCG